GCGCGACGACGCAGAUCAGUUUCCGCCGGAAGUCCAGUCGCAGUGAGCAGAGAGAAGCUCUUCCUGGAGAGUGUUUGUGUGUUGUCCGGUCUCUCAGCCCCGCUGGUUUUCUCUCUUUAUCAUGGUUUAUUCUGGUGCUGGUGUCUGCUGUCCGCGCUGACUGCUGUCUGCUCUGGUAUGGAGUCUCCAGCGGUGGACGAUGAUAUCUGUAUCCUGAAGCACGAGACGGCGUAUGGGCCGCCCGAGAGCCCCGUGUCCGUGUGUCCCGGAGACGAGUCGGUGGCGUCUCACUUCGCUCUGGUCACCGCCUACGAGGACAUCAAGAAGAGACUGCGAGACACGGAGAAGGAGAACGGGCUGCUGCGCCGGAGAGUCAAGCAGCUGGAGGACAAGCACUUCCGUCCUGAAGCGCCUCCGUCUGAAGGACCGCAGUACAUGAACAAAGCCUUCAGUGCGUACCGCGGUAUCUACAUCGAGAAGGAGGACUUACAGAUGGAGCUCAAUAAAGUGAAAAAGGAGAAGCUGGAUUCAGAGAGGCUUCUGACGGAGCAGCUGCAGGCCAAAGAGCUGGAGCUCCUGCAGCUCCGAUCAGAGAUGGAGACGAGCCAAGUGAUGAAGAGUCUGACGGAUACGGCGGAUUACUGGCAGGUGGACAGAUGCAGCAGUGACAUGAAGAUCCACUCUCUGCAGGAGCAGCUGGAGCGCUUACAGUUAGAGAACGACGCGCUGCACAAGCUCUGCAGGGCCGGACAGGACGUCUGUGAAAACUGUGUAGUUGAUGGUGAUCAGUCUCAUGAAGCUUUGACAGAAGUCAGGGCGAUGGGCAUCGUUCAGUCGUAUCAGGACGUGCUCGGUGAAGUGUGCCGUCUGCAGUCAGCCCUUCAGUCUCAGUCUGAGCUGCUGAGGAAGAUGAGAGAGAGACCAGCGCUGCCUGUCUUCAGACGCGCUGCUUCAACUGUUCCAGUGCAGUGCCUGGAUGACAUGCAGAGGAGCAGCGUCCCUCGUCCCCCCAGCGCGCCUCUGCUGCCCGCGGCCCCAGACGACCCCCAGGACCCCUGGCCCCUCCCGCGUCCGGCCCCGCUGGGCAGCCCCGGCGUGCGGCUCAAUCCCACUCUGCGCAUGAGCUCGCUGGACGACAGCUCCUGGUCCUUCCCCAGCCCUCCUCGACCCAGCGAUGCUCUGUUCUGGGACCAAACCAAGCCCAAGAGCCCCGCCGGCGCCUGGGGCCAACCGUACUGAAUCCCGGCCCCCGGCCCCGGCCCUCCACACCUUACCUGCCUUAACACACACAUCCCUCUCUGGAUGAUCCCGGGUGAGCAAAUACCUCGAGCAGACUGGGAUGGAGAAACCCUUGAGCGGACGCGUUCCUGACUAGGGUUGGGUAUCGUUUGAAUUUGAUCAAUUUCGAUUCCAAUUCUUAGCGGUUCCCAGAGUCAGACAUUAAGAUAUCAAACAAAUUUGAGACGCUGGAGCACAAAACCAGUCAUAAGGGUCAACUUUUUUGAAAUUGAGAUUCAUGCAUCAUCUGAAAGCUGAAUAAAUAAUCU
Molecule: messenger RNA, 1547 nt
Organism: Cyprinus carpio (common carp)
Lineage: Eukaryota; Metazoa; Chordata; Actinopteri; Cypriniformes; Cyprinidae
Gene: azi2
Product: 5-azacytidine induced 2
Biological process (GO): canonical NF-kappaB signal transduction
Cellular component (GO): cytoplasm
Source: RefSeq, a predicted model, not a curated record